AUGGCAGAAUGUUCCAAUGGCGAUGCUCUGAGACGGCAUGAGCAAGUCCACCAAGAUCCAAAAAGGAGUGUUCUUGAAAAGGGCGCAAGAGCCUGUAUCCAAUGUGCUCUCGCGAGGAGGAAAUGUACCGGCGGUACGACGUGCUCUGGAUGUGGGAAACGUGGUCUCGAGUGUAGCUAUCCCGAUGCUAAUCGGUCAAGGAGAGGGACCCCGAGAACUCCCGGUCAGUAUGAGCAUAGUUCAUCGCCUGUACGUGUCGGACAAGACACAGCUAGUUACGAAGACUCGCCGAUGACUUAUUCUACGUCUGCCUCGCCUAAGGACCAAAGCCAGGGUCGGUUUCAAUCAAGCGCGCACGAUGGUGGUCGUGGUUUUACAGCUGCAUAUGAUUUGAGCUCAGCAAACCCCCCUCCUCUUCGAGACUUCAAUCCAAGGACUGCUGAGGCGACGCAAGCACAGAGACCUUCUAUGUCACAGGAUGUCCGACUGGAAGUUCACAAUUUUAAAGAACCAAGCUCACUCCCUAGAGACUUCGCUAGGCCGGUUGGCCUCCAACCAAAUUCGGCCCAACUUCAAACAAACGCCUUCAUAGAAACCCAAAGUGAACGAGGUAUUUCAGAUCGUUGGUAUGAAAGCAACAACUCAUCAUUGAAUUGGCUUCCGUAUGAUUGGACUCCUGAUUUCCAGGUCGGUCUCGGAAAUACUUUCGGCUCACCAGAUGAAAUGCAAUCUCCAGGUCCGGGACGAAACAAUCAGAACACCUCUCUUGACUUUGGCCGCGUGGUAGAUCCCGCCAGUAUCCAGCACGAAACAUCCCUUGGGAGCCUGCAUCUCAACAACCAUGCGCUAACAAAGUCUGGGGAUUCUCAAGAGGUAUCAAGCCCGGGAUCGCUUUGUACUCAGGAUGCUGGUCAUUAUUAUGUAAACGGUGGAGGGGCCAGACUACCUCGCGUUCGAAAGGCACCAUAUUCCACGGGACUGAUACUCAGUAAUGAUUCAAGGGACUUGAAUACAGGUUUUUGUUUUCCUGAUUCGGACGAAUAUCUGCACUUGGAUAUCAACACUUCAAGUCUUCGCCCACUCCCACUCCACAUAUACGACGAGAUAUCGGAAAUCUUUAGCCUCACAUGCAUUGCCUCGAACCAUUACUCUGGGUUCUCUAGCUCUUCCUUUCCACCAUUGCCAUUGUUCAACCAUUUCAUCCAGUUAUACUUUGAUAACUUUCAAUCGAUCUUACCAUUCACACAUCCACCAACAUUCGAUCUGUCGACAUCUCACUGGCUGUUAAUAUUAGCAUUGGCUGCUGUUGGGAGUCAUUACCUUGACGUAGAGGAUUCCAGGAUCUACUCUGCACCCAUCCAUGAAUUCCUUCGCCGCGCGAUUCAGACAGUUGAAGAGAGUGGGGGCGACCACAAGCCAAACCUCUUAAUCCUGACACAAGCAAAAGUGCUGAACAGCGUUGGGACAAUGUAUUCAAGCGAUCAGCACUUGACGAGCACUGCGAAGAGCUACCAUGGUGCACUGGUCUCAUUCUGUAAUACCGAGUGGAACAACUCCAAAUCAUUAACAGAAGAAGAAGUCAAUAAUACUGGGAUUUCGGUUGAGGAUAAAUGGAGAACUUGGUACGAGGGAGAGAUCUGUCGCAGGACGGGAUAUUGUAUAUGGUUAUUAGAUUGUAUGUGGGCAUUUCAUUUCCAAACAUGCCCAUUAUUGUCACUUGAGGACGCAAGAGCCCCCAUUCCUUGCCAAGAGGUAUUGUGGGGGGCAAAAUCAGCACUUGACUGGUAUCAACUCUAUAGCUGCUCGACACCAAGUCCGUCACUUUCUUCAGCAAUUCAACUAGCAUACAUUGAGAAGCGUGUUCAAUCAUCAACCGGAGAAUUCAGCCGCAUCUUAUGUAUUCACGCACUUUUCCAUCGAACCUGGGAAGUGGAGAACUACUUCACACAGCCCCUGACGCUCUGGGAUCCUACGGCCGAUCGACAAGAUGUUCAGAUGAUAGAUAGAGGAAAUCCGGUAUGGCUUCCAGACAUACAAGCAUAUUCAAAAUGGCGAAAUUCCGCCUGUGAUUGCCUUGACAUCCUCCACUGGCACGCCAAUAGUGUCAUCGGCGCAGCAUCAGGGAUGGAACACACCACUGUCCUCCACCUACAUUUGGCUCGCGUCAUUCUGCUCACCCCGUUUCGGAAAAUCGUCCAAUUAGCACGGCUCAUAACCCACGAGCCCACAAAUUCCCACGGGGACGAGAUAUCUAGCCUCACCAAAGACAUCAAGCGUUGGGCAACAGAGGAUCAAUACAAAGCUCGACUCGCUAUAAUCCAUGCUGGAGUGCUAUUCUGGCAUAUUCGCCGUUACUCCGUCGAUGCAUUCUACGAGCCCUCCUCCGUCUUUCUUGCUACUCUCAUUCUGUGGGCUUAUGGGCGAUUCGCAGUCCAUACUUCCGGAAUUAAUACCAAUCAUAACAGCGAGAAUACCGAGGUAACUCGAGAUCGAGAUGAAGAUGAUGCAGGAUUGCUAUUCCCUACUUCGAUGCAACUAGAUCGUCCAGCGGAUGACGAGCUGGUGCAGCUCUUUGUAAAGAGAGGUUUGACCAUGAAGGCAAACAUUAUGGGUGUAGGUAAUUUGUGUAGUAAAAGGGGGUAUAUCAAGGUCUUAGUUGAGGGCAGGAAUCUUCUAGCUCGAUCAAGAGGAUGGGGUGCGGCAAGGAGAGCAAUUAGGACUUUGGAUGUUUUAGCUGAAACAUAUCAAUAA
Molecule: messenger RNA, 2751 nt
Organism: Lachnellula hyalina
Lineage: Eukaryota; Fungi; Ascomycota; Leotiomycetes; Helotiales; Lachnaceae
Product: Zinc finger protein
Exons: 5
Coding region: 1-2751 (916 amino acids)
Biological process (GO): DNA-templated transcription; regulation of DNA-templated transcription
Molecular function (GO): zinc ion binding; DNA binding; DNA-binding transcription factor activity, RNA polymerase II-specific
Source: RefSeq, a predicted model, not a curated record